AUGUGGCUUCUCCCAUUCACACUUCUUAUUCUGCAACUUUUUAUGGCAGAACCUCAGUUCAUCACUAGUAUAAAUGCCACCAAGGGACCACCGUCUUCCAAAAUAUUCCUUGGGCUCCAGGCUCCUUGGAAUAUGUCCUACCCAUUUAGUGCCCAGCGGCUCGGCGCUGCCAUCCAGUUGGCUUUUGAGAGGAUAAGUAAGGAAUGGGAACACCAUUUCUUGAGUAACAGGACACUGGAGUUUGUGUACGCCGACUGCGGCUGUAACGCCAAGAUGUCUCUCAAUGCCUUCAUUCAACAAUCCGAAGAAUACAAAAUCUCUGCUCUCUUUGGUCCAGUUUGUCCAGAGGCUGCUGAGGUCACAGGCUUGCUGGUCUCCACUUGGAAUAUUCCAAUGUUUGGCUUUGUUAGUCACACCCCAAAGCUUAGUAACAACCAAAUCUAUAACACCUACAUCAAAAUAAUUUCCCCUCUCCAGCGAAUAUCUGAUGCUCUGGAGAAAACCUUGAAAUAUUUUAAUUGGGAAUAUGUUGCCUUGUUUGGAGGAUCAGCCGCGGAGUCGACGUGGGACAAAAUAGAUGAACUGUGGACGUUACUGGAAAAUCAGCUGGUUGUAAACUUCACCAUCACUGUGAAGAAGAAAUACGAAACAACAAACCCAGACAGUCUGCGGGAGGCUCUCAGAUCAGUGGCUUCACUCGCUAGAGUCAUCAUACUCGUGGCAAAUUUUGACAACUCCAGGCUGAUCCUGCUGGAAGCGGAAAGGCAGGGGCUGAUAAACGGACAGUACGUCUUCAUCAUGAUCCAGCAGUUUGAAGUCAGCGGAUUCCUGGAAACUUUUUGGAAGGACGCCUUGAUCAAUGAAAGAAAUCAGACUGCUGUCCGGGCUUACGAAUCUGUCCUCUUGAUAGCAGUGAACUCCUCCUACAGCUAUACGUCUUUCAUGAAGCAGGUGUACGAAAAGCUGAAAGGUCCCCCAUUCUACAGUGAAAUUGAGUCUGAAGACCAGGUUAGCCCCUACGCCGCUUACCUCCAUGACUCUAUCUUACUCUAUGCCUUGGGCUUGCAGGAAGUUCUUAAGCAGGGGCGUAAUAUCACGGAUGGACAAGCCGUUGUGGAAAUCCUUAAAGGAUACAAUGGGACUGAGCUGUUUGGGGUGACCGGGCUGCUGAGCAUUGAUAAGAAUGGAGAGCGAUUCAUCAACUAUUUAGUCUAUGACCUGCAGCUGGUCGGUAACUUGUCUCGUUUUGUUCCUGUUCUGCAAUAUGACAGCUACAGGAAUGAGAUCAGGCCUACAGACGCCUUCUCGCAAAUCAGCUGGCCGGGGACGAAUCGUCCUAAAGACCGACCGGACUACAGUCCGGUUGUGGGGCUGAUCGCCACCCUCAUCGUCACCGCUGUGGCUGGGCUCAUUAUUGUGUUAUUCCUCCUUGUUCAGAAGGGGAAACUUAGGAGACAAUUUUCUGAUGAUUCCUGGUGGCAAAUUAAGUAUGAAGACAUCUCCAUUCUUAAAGGAAGCAAGAUGAUUCUUGGGACACCUUUGAGCACUCCAUCCAAGGGGCUGGAGAGUCUCGGGUCCAGCGGCAACAUUUCCAGCAAUCAGAGCUCCGGAUUCAUGGACAAGCAAGGCAAAGAGAUAAUUUACUGCACCAUCGGUAUUUACCAGGGUAAUAUUGUUUCCCUUAAGUAUCUCGCCGACCAAACAGCCAUAUCUCACAUCAGGAAGCCGUCCGUCAUGAAGGAAUUCCGUAUGAUCCGCGAGCUGAAGCACGAGAACCUGAUCACUUUCUUCGGCAUCUGCAUUGAAGCCCCCAAUAUUUGUAUAGUGACCCAAUACUGCAAGAAGGGGAGUCUGAAGGACGUCCUGCAGAAUAAUGAUAUAGAGCUGGACUGGGUCUUCAAGCUUUCCUUCGCUCAUGACAUUGUCAGUGGGAUGGGAUUUCUACACUCCAGCCCUCUCGUCUCUCAUGGAAAUCUGAAGUCGACAAAUUGCCUGAUAGAUAGUCGCAUGCAGGUGAAACUCUCCGGCUUCGCUUUAUGGGAAUUCAAAUACGGCACAGUGUAUAGAGACCUGACCGCCAAGAAUAUCGACUAUUCUGAACUUUACUGGACGGCUCCGGAGUUCCUGCGUCUGGAAAGAUUCCCCUUCCAGGGAACCCAGAAAGGAGAUGUGUACAGUUUUGCCAUCAUUAUGAGAGAGCUCAUAUGCAACCACGAGGAUGGACCUUACCAGGACCUGAGCCUGGAGCCACAAGAAAUUAUCCGCAAAAUCAAAGAUCCAAAAGCGACCGUCCCAUUGAGACCUUCCCUGUCUGUGGAAAAAUGUAAUGAACGGAUCAUCGCUAUGCUGAAAAUGUGCUGGGAUGAAAACCCAGAACGGCGCCCGUCCUUCAUGUCCAUAAAGAGGAGCCUGCGAGGAGCCAGCCCUGAAGGACAUGUCAGCAUCCUGGACAACAUGGUCAACAAGCUGGAGAAGUAUGCCAAUCACCUAGAGGAGGUGGUGGAGGACCGGACGUUGCAGCUGAUGGCUGAGAAGAAGAAGACCGACAAGCUGCUAUCAACCAUGUUACCGGGCUUCAUUGCAGAGCAGCUGGUGGCGGGGAAGUCGGUGGAGCCGGAGAGCUUCAGCUCGGUGACCAUCUUCUUCUCGGACAUUGUGGGCUUCACCACCCUCUGCUCGUCCAGCACGCCGCUCCAGGUCGUGGAUCUCCUCAAUGACCUGUACAGCCUGUUCGAUGAGAUUAUCAAAGCGUAUGACGUGUACAAGGUGGAAACCAUUGGAGAUGCUUACAUGGUCGCCAGCGGUCUCCCCAUCCGCAAUGAGAUUAGACACGUAGAGGAGAUCGCCACCAUGUCUCUGCACUUCCUCAGCGCCAUGCUGACCUUCAAAAUCCGUCACAAGCCGGAUGUAAAGCUCAAGCUGCGGGUCGGCCUGAACACGGGUCCGGUGGUGGCCGGCGUGGUGGGUGUCACCAUGCCGAGGUACUGUCUGUUUGGGGAUACGGUUAACACUGCAUCGCGGAUGGAAAGCAACAGUUUACCUCUGCGGAUUCACAUCUCGGAGACAACAGCCGACGCUCUGGAGCAAAUCGGGGGAUAUGUGAUAUCAGAAAGAGGAUGGAUCCAAGUGAAGGGUAAAGGGAAGCAGAAGACUUUCUGGCUAAAGGGUAAAGCUGGCUUCGGAAUGCCGCUACCAGACUUCCCAGAUGGUACAGAAGAUGAACUGCAUGGGUUGCAUGAGGCAGAAGAGAUAAGUGUGAACUGA
Molecule: messenger RNA, 3264 nt
Organism: Bufo gargarizans (Asiatic toad)
Lineage: Eukaryota; Metazoa; Chordata; Amphibia; Anura; Bufonidae
Product: guanylate cyclase 2G-like
Exons: 22
Coding region: 1-3264 (1087 amino acids)
Biological process (GO): cGMP biosynthetic process; intracellular signal transduction; receptor guanylyl cyclase signaling pathway
Cellular component (GO): membrane
Molecular function (GO): protein kinase activity; peptide receptor activity; ATP binding
Source: RefSeq, a predicted model, not a curated record